AUGACGGAGAAACUCGAUCACGGCCCCAAGGUCAUGUUCGUCAAUGGCGAGGUAUGUGCCGCGAUCUACAAGCCUCUUGACAAUACCCAUCAAGAAAUCCGACUUCUCACGCUUCUUCCGCCUCGAGACGGAGAUGCAAAUAUCCAUUGCACCCUCUCACACGCCGUACUCAACAAUGCCUCAUCCGAGAAUCCCAAGUACGAGGCCCUAUCGUAUGUUUGGGGCGAGCCCGACUUCUCGGAGGCAAUAAUCCUCAAUAACCACACUUUCUUCAUCACACCGAGCCUGAAGUACAUUCUGUCGUGCCUGAGGCAAAGAGGUGACGAACCACGAGUUCUUUGGGUUGACGCGAUUUGCAUCAAUCAGUCAGACGUCGAGGAGCGGGGUCACCAGGUAGCUCUUAUGCGCGAGAUCUACUCAAAUUGCCAACGAGAUAUCGCGUGGCUAGAUCCGAUGAUCGGCAAGAAAGGCGUCAAGGCUCGUGACCUCUACAAUCAUCCCGAUCUUGACCAAGAAGAAAAUUGGGUGAGAUGCGGCAUGGAGUUGAUGCGCGAGAUCGCUGAGAAGAACCCGCAAACUCUGAAAGAGCUACAGGAUCAGGCCCGAGAAGGUUAUCGUCUCCUCACUGGCUCACAGCUCGCUCUCGGUGCUGUAUUCAGGCAGCCAACACUCUGGAGCCGGCUGUGGGUCAUGCAGGAGCUUUCUCUCGCCCCGCGGCUGACGCUGAUGUCUAGAGAUGCUGAGCUGAGUUGGGAUGUGCUGAAGAACUUGUUCAAAGACGAACCAUACUUCGAUGCGUUCCACAUGGGCCGUGAGAGCAGCCACUCCCUCGGAUACUACAAGGACUUUAGUGAAGUGUUCGUCCCAAUCAAGCUGAUCGAGGACCAACGUCGCCUAAUGACACAGGGCAAGGGGUCCAAGCUCAUGGAUGUACUGGUGCGCUUCCGUGAGAUGGAAUCGACAGACCCCCGGGAUAAAAUAUUCGGGCUACUUGGGCUUGUGACGGAAGAUCAUGGUGUAAAUGUUGAUUAUAUGACGUCAGUGCCUGAGUUGUAUCAGCAGGCCACAGCCUCUUUGAUCAAUCUCGCCGGAAACUUGGAUAUUCUUUGCCAAAAUCCAUUUGAACGCCCAGCCGGGCCCAGAGCGCUGGAUGGACAGCGUAAACAUAAACUGCCAUCUUGGGUUGCAGAAUACGAUAGCAAGCGCCGCCAAUGCGCAACAAUGCUCUUUGCCCAGCGCGGCAUCUUCAACGCCGGCGUCAAGAACUGCGAGACCCCAUGUCGACUCAUCGGCCCCGGCAAGGAUAUCCUGGUCAUGAAAGGCACCAUCCUUGGAACAGUCGCACCUGUUCUCCAGGAUGGCAAAGAUCUUGAGGCUCGGGAUGUCAUGAACCUUUACCUUGGCAAGGAAGUCCUUGAGCAACCCCAGGGGCAUAUGUACGCCCCGAAAGUCGGCGGUAAAGAGAUACCAACAGGCGACACCACCAUUCGCGCUUUCUGGAGAACGAUGGUAAAGGAUUGCACCCUACCCCCAAGAAUGCGUCGUUUGAGGCCAACUGAAAUCGAGAGGUUGGAUAUCAAAAACCAAGAGCAACUGAAAAGUGAAUGGAGUCCCCUACAGACAUACCGUUUACACUUUGGCAACAAAUACUCAAGAUCUGCAUUUGGUUAUCAGCCUGCCGACGAUGAAGAUCUUGCGAAACUUGACAUCGAGGGUCAAAUUUCGCAUCAUUACAGCCCUGGUAGCUUCAAGUUCGCGGUCACAGAUAAUGGGCUAUUCCUAGCAACACGUUUUGCUGCGAAGCAGGGUGAUGUUGUGGCUGUCCUUGAUGGUGGAAAAGUACCGCUGGCUUUGCGCAAGGUUGAGCCCAGAGAUGGUUUUGAAGGGGAAUUGUAUAUGGUAGUCGGCUCGACCUACGUGCACGGCUUCAUGGACGGUGAGGCGGAGGCUGGUGUCACCGAAGGUUGGUUGGAGAAGCGGGAGAUUCUAGUCGCGUAA
This is a messenger RNA of Fusarium tjaetaba, 1998 nucleotides long. RefSeq names its product Het6 heterokaryon incompatibility protein. Bases 1 to 1998 code for a protein of 665 amino acids. The transcript has a single exon. The record is from RefSeq and is a predicted model, not a curated record. NCBI's taxonomy places the organism in Eukaryota, Fungi, Ascomycota, Sordariomycetes, Hypocreales, Nectriaceae.